GCUUUCAUUCAUUCCCUCCCUCUCUCUCUUUAUAUUAGCAGAUUCCCAAUCAUCCCUUCCACUGUUUGGGAAACAACCAUAAUUGCACCCAACAGGACCAUAGAAACCUGAGCUCCCAAGUUACCCACUUCUUUGAUAGCCAAUUAUAUAUACAUAUAUAAGUUCAUCCAUCAAUCUCCAUCAACUUGCAAUUGCAUGAUGGGCUCUAACUCUUCUGUGAGUGGCUUCUACAACUUGCUCACACAAGGACUCAAUGAACUCCACCAAUCCUUCCUCUCCCACUCCUCCUUCAUGUCAUUCCAAUUCCUUUCACAGGUCAUCUCCUCUCUCCAAUCCUUCCAUUCCCAACUCACCAUUUUGGUCCGCAAGCUUUGGUUGCCCGUUGGAGGCAAAUGGUUGGAUGAAUACAUGGACGAAAGCUCCAGGCUUUGGGAUGCUUGCCAUGUACUCAAGUCUGCCAUUUCUGGAAUGGAAAAUUAUUAUUUAGCUGCCUCUAACAUAGCUUCUUCUUUGGAUGCUUACCAUUAUUUUACUCCACAACUUUCACGUCAGGUCAUUCGAGCGAUAAAUGUUUGUCAAAGGGAGAUUCUAGGAUUGGAAGAGGAAAACAGGAGCUUGAUGGAAACAAGGAUUGAACCGUUGUCUCAAUGUUUGAUUCAGAACAUCUCAAUGGAAUCCAAGUUAAACGGAUUCAGUGGAUUCCGAGGUGUUCUCUAUGCAAUGCGGAGUGUUAGUUCACUGCUUCUGAUGAUUCUGCUUAGCGGACUUGCGUAUUGUUGGUCCUCCUCUUGCUUUCACCAAGGGUACGAUGGGCACAUGGUUUUUGGAUCCACUGGCUUCAUGGUUUCAAUGGCAAUACUGCAGCAGAAAGUGGCAGAGGAGAUAGACCAGAAUAUUGAAGGGGGGCAGCCAGGGAUUCUGCUGUUUGAGUUUCAAAAAGCAAAGAAUGCCAUGGAGGAACUAAAACUGGAGUUGGAGAGAAUAGCAAUAAGUUGUUAUGAAGAAGGGCAUGCUGAUCAUGAGAUCCAAGAAAAAAUUCACAACGUCAAGAGUUGCUUUGGGUUGUUGAGAUGUGGGGUCGAGACUAUAACGGGGCAACUUGAUGAUUUCUUUGAUGAAAUAGUAGAAGGAAGGAAGAAGCUUUUGGACAUGUGCAGUCAUAGGUAGAAAAUCAAACAUUUUUUUAUCAUACGCAGCCAUAUCAAGAGGAGAAAAUAAAUGAAGCAAUAUGUCAUCCUCUUUUUUUUUCAACCACCAUCAUUAGGAUUUUUAGCUUUCUUGUGGGAUCCCGAGUUAUUCCACAAGUUUCAGUCAUUUAAGUCGAUUAUAAGACUAAUUCUUGAUUCAGAAUUUAAUCACACUUAAACCUCUUCAUCCA
Glycine soja is the source of this 1378-nucleotide messenger RNA. RefSeq lists its product as uncharacterized. Lineage: Eukaryota; Viridiplantae; Streptophyta; Magnoliopsida; Fabales; Fabaceae. Bases 196 to 1167 code for a protein of 323 amino acids. The record is from RefSeq and is a predicted model, not a curated record. The transcript has 2 exons.